UAUUUACCUAACGUGAGCAGGGACAUGUCAGUGGAUGAAGUUUGACGGAUCUGCUCUAGUCCAUGAAUAUGAACAGACUUUGGAUAUGAAUCUUCAAAUAUCAUAUCCGUAAAUACCCUGAAAGGAUAGACUAUGCGAUUUGGUGUAACAUUUAGCAUUUUGCGUGCGUAUGCCUGCUCCUGCAAGAAUGGAGCUCAAACGCUCGGGUGUAGAUGGCAGGGGAAAAGAAGCUACCGAUCUUUGCCAGAUGAUGUCAAAUCUCCACGACAAGUGGUCACCCCGGAUAUAUCAAAAAUCAGAAACAUCGGUAUCAUGGCGCACAUCGACGCAGGGAAAACCACUACCACGGAGAGGAUGCUCUUUUACUCCGGCUACAUCAGAGCGUUGGGCGAUGUGGAUGAUGGGGACACGGUGACGGACUACAUGGCCCAGGAGAGAGAGAGGGGAAUCACCAUCCAGUCAGCAGCCGUCACCUUCGACUGGAAACAGCACAGGAUCAACCUCAUAGACACACCAGGGCACGUGGACUUCACCCUGGAGGUGGAGAGAGCGCUGAGAGUGCUGGACGGGGCUGUGGCCGUGUUCGACGCCUCAGCAGGGGUGGAGGCCCAAACCUUGACUGUUUGGCGGCAGGCAGACAAGCAUGAAGUGCCUUGCGUGUGCUUUUUGAACAAGAUGGACAAGCCUGGAGCCAGCCUGAGCUUCUCCAUCCAGAGCAUCAAGGACAAACUGAAGGCCAACCCAGUCCUGCUGCAGAUUCCCAUCGGCACUGGGAGGAGCUUCAGUGGGCUGGUGGACCUGGUCACCAAGCAACGGAUGACCUGGCGGCCUAGAGGACGUGAGGAUGAUGGCCGGACGUUUGAGGUGACGGCCCUGGAGCCAGGGGACGACCCAGAGCUGCUUGAACAGACCAACGAUGCCAGAGGGGCCCUCAUAGAACAGGUGGCAGAUCUCGAUGAUGAGUUUGCUGAGCUGCUGUUGGGGGAGUUCAGUGAGGACUUUGAUGCUGUUCCUCCAGAGAAGCUUCAGCAGGCUGUGCGGCGGAUCACACUGGCACGGAGAGGUGUGCCCGUCCUGGUGGGCAGUGCCCUGAAGAACAAAGGUGUGCAGCCCCUCCUGGAUGCCAUCACCCUCUACCUGCCCGCGCCCGACGAGAGGCAUCACGAUCUGGUACGCUGGUAUAAAGAUGACCUGUGUGCGUUGGCCUUUAAGGUCAUCCAUGACAAACAGAGAGGUCCACUGGUGUUCCUGCGCAUCUACUCCGGUUCUAUGAAGCCCCAGUCCUCGGUCCACAACAUCAACAGAAACGGAACGGAGAGGAUGAGUCGUCUGCUGCUACCAUUUGCUGACCAGCAUGUAGAGAUUCCUUCCCUUAGUGCAGGGAACAUUGCUCUCACUGUUGGACUCAAACAGACGGUGACGGGCGACACCAUCGUGUCCUCCAGGGCGUCUGCGGCGGCUGCAGGCCGGCGUGCUCAGAAGGAGGCCCAGGAGCGGAGAGGCUCGGCUGGGGGAGCGGGCGGCAGGGAGGCCCCUGGGCUGGUCCUGGCGGGGGUGGAGGUGCCAGAGCCCGUCUUCUUCUGCUCCAUAGAGCCGCCAUCCAUGGCCAAACAGGCCGACUUGGACCAUGCCCUAACCUGCCUACAGAGGGAGGACCCCAGUCUUAAGGUCCGCACAGAUCCUGACUCUGGACAGACUGUUCUGUGUGGUAUGGGUGAACUGCACAUUGAGAUCAUCCACGAUCGCAUCAGGAGGGAGUACGGCAUCGAGACACACCUGGGCCCUCUGCAGGUGGCCUACCGGGAGACCAUCCUCCAAUCGGCAUCCACCACAGACACUCUGGACCGCACGGUGGGGGAGCGGAGACAUGUGGCCACGGUCACUCUGUCGGUCCACCCCAGUGACGACCCAUCAUGCUCCUCUUCCUGUGCCGUUUACCUGGACGAGGAAGUGGAGCUGCAGCUUCCUGCUGAGCUGCGGGAGGCCGUGGAGAAUGGCGUGCACAGCGCUUAUCUCCAAGGUCCGUUGCUGGGGUACCCGAUGCAGGGCGUGAGCACCACGAUUCAGAGUGUGAGCAUGGAGCCGGGCACUUCACUGGCCAUGGUGGCAGCGUGUGUGUCGCGCUGCAUGCUCAAGGCGCUAAAGAAGGCUGGUGGGCAGGUCCUGGAGCCGGUGAUGUCACUGGAGGUGACUGUUGGGGAGGAGCUACUGAGCCCUGUGCUAGCUGACCUCGCGCAGCGACGGGGCUCCAUCCAGGACGUCCAGAGUCGCCAUGACAACAAGGUCCUGCUGGCCACGGUUCCACUGGCCGAAAUGAUGGGCUACUCUACGGUCAUGCGAACUUUGACCUCGGGGAAUGCAACCUUCUCUCUGCAACUGUCCAGCUACGAGGCCAUGACCCCUCAGGACCAGACCGCCCUGCUCAGGAAGAUGGCGGGCCUGGCGUGAGGUCACUUACUACUGCAUCGGUCGGCUCAUGGAGGUGAAGGAACAAGUGGCUUCAAAUCUUCGAAUCAAAGGUCUGACAGCUAUGCAGAGACCAGGGCGGAAUUCCAAGUACGUGGUUUAGUGACAAACCUGGAUAAGUCAACUCAGAGUAAGUAGUAAAGCUCCUACAACAAGAACCCUAUGGCAUUGUUUUGUAAGGAGAAUGAAGCCAUACAGCUCUUCUAUUAGGAGGUUUACCCCUUGUUAACCUGAGUUAACUUAGCCAGAUUUGUCACUAAACCACGCUGGAAUACCCCCCAGUAGUGUGAGUGCAUAUGUAUGAGUGGGUCAGUGACAUAUGGAUGUUGCUGUGUAUUUAAAAUGUGUAUGUGGCUAUAAAUGUAUGUGAACGUAAGACUUGUUGAGUGGGUCUGUCAUUGGGUGCAUAAUAUGUCCAAUAGGUUACCUCACCACACAGAAACAGAAACAGACACAGAAGUCACUUCAAUCAGUUUUAAAUCAUUCAUAAAACACCCUGCACAAUUCACAUUCCUGAAUGUCAGAACUACGUUCUAUAAAUCUUACCCAGCAAUACAAAUUAUAUAAAGCUGAUUUGAUUCAUACAUAAAAAAAACUGACUGUAGAAAUCACUCAACCAGCAGCUAGUGAAAGUUAAUCUCUCUCUCUCUCUCUCUCUCCACAUGAUGGAUCAGUCACACAAGAUUACUAAAGCAUGGAAACACUCACAAGCACGCACGUGCGCACACACACACACACAUUCUUUCCAAUAAAAAAAGACAAAAAUCAGCUCAGUGCACGACAUAGGAUGGGUUCUCGGUGUGUGAAUGGAGGUCAUCUGUGAUUGGUCGGUAGUUUGAAAGCCAUUGUGGUGAGGCGUUCUUCCCUUUUCUGUAGGUCCCAGGCAGGCAUGCCACAAGCUCAUAGGCUGCCUUUGUACUCAUGGCGACAGUAUCCCACAAACAGGGGCUCAGCUGGGAUACCACGUCUGUCCAGACACACACACAAUAAAUCACCCAUCAAUUUCAUUCAAUAUUGUUCAAUAAAUAACUGAGUAUUUAACUUGCUUAAAUCGGUCAUUUCCAUGAUGUGAAAAAGAUAUAAAAAAAAAAAUAUAUAUAUUAAAAAAACAUACAUCCACACCUUAGGCUGUAUAUUAUUUAUGCAUAAUUAUGAAACAUUCCAUCAUCCACACAUUGUACAUUAUGUAUGCCGUAACUACUAAACGUUUCAUACGUUCAGUUUUUGACGAACAUUUGCAAACACUUGAAAACAGUCUGAGGUAGAGGUAGAGGUAGAUCUUCUCGAACAUACAGUGGAGCUGGACGUGGGUUUGACGAAGGCAACAAUGCAAUUACCGUUACAAUGAAAUGUUGACACCAAAUCGCUCAGAUUUAAUUGUUCAGAGAAAACAUGUUCGCCACAAACGCUUCGCCAAUGUUUUUUGAAUGCACCUAUGGUGUAUAAUCUGCGUCAUGUCACGUGGGUGUUUGCCGCAUAAGGUGUAUAAUGUAAGUUAAGUAACAGGGUGUUUGCAGCAUAUUGUGUAUAAUGUAAAUUAAGUAACAGGGUGUUUGCAGGGGUGCCGGGGUACUCACUCGAUCAUGCGGCAGCGGUGCUGCACCAGGCGGAUGUAGGCCUCGUUCACAUCCUUCACACUCUGGUCACUCCACAGCCUCUCAGCAACAGCACUGGCACGGGGCCUAUAUACACACACACACACACACACACACACACACACACACACAGAAAGACAUUAUUAUUUAGUGACGGCAAACAUGAAUAAUUUAAUCUAUUUUGGCCUGAAAAGAUAAGUAUCUUUAGCAUGUGUGGAUGGGAUACGUUUAGGGUGUUGGAGAGUGGUGGUUGUAUUGUGUAGGCAUGGAGUGCACUGUUGGACAGAUGGGAUGUCGAUGUCUGUUCUAGAAGUUUCCAUCUUACCAGAGGCGGGGGGUGAGGUUGGUGGCAUCCACAUACUCUCCCCAGAGACACGCCUCCCCACCAAUCACAAGCUUCUUCUGCUCCUCAGUGCC
Messenger RNA from Alosa alosa (allis shad), 4478 nucleotides. RefSeq names its product GTP dependent ribosome recycling factor mitochondrial 2 (gene gfm2). The coding region runs from base 133 to 2448 and encodes 771 amino acids. The transcript is spliced from 20 exons. The record is from RefSeq and is a predicted model, not a curated record. Gene Ontology annotation, cellular component: mitochondrion. Gene Ontology annotation, biological process: mitochondrial translation; ribosome disassembly. Gene Ontology annotation, molecular function: GTP binding; GTPase activity; translation elongation factor activity. NCBI's taxonomy places the organism in Eukaryota, Metazoa, Chordata, Actinopteri, Clupeiformes, Clupeidae.